CCCUGUCAUAUCUCAUUAUCUACGCUUGGCCGAUCACAAUCCCCUCUCCCCUUGCGAAACAUGGCCAAAUUCCCCGAGGUUCAGGGGGGAGGUUCGCUGAUAGUGGCCUGGCAGGCCAAAAACAAGCAGGUGUUGGUGGUCGGGGGUGGUGAGGUGGCGGCUGGGCGAAUCCUGCAUGCCCUCAAUGCCGACGCUCAAGUGACAGUGGUCUGCCCAGCAGGUGGACUGAAUGACGAGGUGGCAUUCCGGGUAGCUGAGAAGCAGGUCACCCACGUCGAUCGCCACUUCGAGCCCCGCGAUCUGGACCAUGCGGACAUGGUGCUGUGUGCCAUUGAUGAUCCCGACGCCUCGACUCAGGUGUGGAAACUCUGCAAGGAGCGGCGCAUCCCAGCCAACAUUGCCGAUGUCCCACCCGAGUGCGACUUUUACUUUGGGAGUGUCCACCGCGAUGGGCCGUUACAGGUGAUGGUCAGCACCAACGGGAACGGCCCGAAGUUGGCCAGCCUCGUUCGAAAGAAGAUCGCCGAGACUCUCCCUGGAAAUAUGGGAGCGGCGAUCGAGAACGUGGGCAAGCUGCGGAAGAAACUGCGUGAGGUGGUCCCCCAUCCGGACGAAGGCCCCAAGCGCAUGAAAUGGAUGUCUGGCGUGUGCGAAUCAUGGAGUUUAGAAGACCUCGUACAGAUGACGGAGCAAGACAUGGAUAGGUUGCUGGCCCACUACGAGUCCGGCCAGAUUCCUCCGUUGCAGCAAGUCCGGGCAUAA
Messenger RNA from Penicillium alfredii, 762 nucleotides. Its product is annotated as bifunctional precorrin-2 dehydrogenase/sirohydrochlorin ferrochelatase MET8. The transcript has 3 exons. The record is from RefSeq and is a predicted model, not a curated record. The annotation marks the transcript as partial. NCBI's taxonomy places the organism in Eukaryota, Fungi, Ascomycota, Eurotiomycetes, Eurotiales, Aspergillaceae. Gene Ontology annotation, biological process: siroheme biosynthetic process. Gene Ontology annotation, molecular function: precorrin-2 dehydrogenase activity; protoporphyrin ferrochelatase activity.